Molecule: messenger RNA, 637 nt
Organism: Humulus lupulus (European hop)
Lineage: Eukaryota; Viridiplantae; Streptophyta; Magnoliopsida; Rosales; Cannabaceae
Product: large ribosomal subunit protein eL43
Exons: 5
Coding region: 145-423 (92 amino acids)
Biological process (GO): translation
Cellular component (GO): ribosome
Molecular function (GO): structural constituent of ribosome
Source: RefSeq, a predicted model, not a curated record
UUGUGAACGGGGCCCAAUUUGUAUUUGUUUGAUGCUAUAUAAGAACCUAAAGAAUGGCGCUAGGGUUUCAGCCAUUGUUCCCAGAACAACCGGACCAGCCGCGUCAGUUAUUUCGGAGCCGGAGAACAUCCAAUACCCGUCAUCAUGACUAAGAGAACCAAGAAGGCGGGCAUCGUUGGAAAGUAUGGUACCCGAUAUGGUGCCAGUCUGCGAAAGCAGAUUAAGAAGAUGGAAGUUAGUCAGCACAGCAAAUAUUUCUGUGAGUUCUGUGGCAAGUAUGCCGUGAAGAGGAAGGCUGUUGGAAUCUGGGGAUGCAAGGAUUGUGGAAAAGUGAAGGCAGGCGGUGCCUACACCUUGAACACUGCCAGUGCCGUGACUGUCAGAAGUACCAUCAGAAGGCUGAGGGAGCAAACUGAGAGUUAGACUGAGCUGCCACCACCUCUCCACUACUCUCAUUAUCAUGGGGUCAUUUAGCAUCUUUGCUAUGGAUAGAAUUUAGUUCAAACAGUUUUGAGUAUGUUUUUCUUUUCUUUUUACCUUAAUUUAUGUUCCAGAAGUUGAUGGAUGACAAAUGGAUUAUUUUUGGUAGUAUCUUUUAAUUGAGAUUAUUAAUAUCAGUGCAUUGUUUGUCGUACAA